Messenger RNA from Necator americanus (New World hookworm), 246 nucleotides. RefSeq lists its product as uncharacterized. NCBI's taxonomy places the organism in Eukaryota, Metazoa, Nematoda, Chromadorea, Rhabditida, Ancylostomatidae. The record is from RefSeq and is a predicted model, not a curated record. The coding region runs from base 1 to 246 and encodes 81 amino acids. The transcript has a single exon.
AUGCUGAAGUGUCCCGCUGCUUUCCGCGAAUAUAACAGCAUCGUCGUCUCACUCGCGGUAGAUGAAGAGGCACCCAGAUGGUGCCAAGACAAGAGGCCGCGCGGGAGGCCAAAGAUUCGCUGGUUAGACCGUGUGAAGCUGGAUAUGAUAGAUGCACGUUUGUGUACGGCUGAUGCAAUGGAUAGAACCAAAUGGAAGACAAGAAGCAGAAAAGCGGACCCUGCAACAACGCGGGACAAACGCUAG